AUGGCGGACGAAAUUGUUCACCUUAACAUGUUGGAAAUGAACGAACUAGUCAACAAAAUCGCCGAUCAUUACGGGUUCGAUGACACCAUGCUCUCUCCCGAUGACGGUGCAGACGAUGGGGAUGGGGCCCUGGAUGGUCUCGGCGGCGCCGCCGCCGCUCCCGUGGAAGAAAAGAAAGUUUUUGAUCUCAAACUUGUCAGUUACGACGACAAGGCCAAGAUUAAAGUCAUUAAGGAAGUACGAUCCCUCGCUGGAUUGGGACUCAAAGAAGCCAAGGAAAUGGUCGAAGGUGCGCCCAAAGUCAUUCUCAAGGACAUCAAAAAGGAACUAGCGGAAGAAUGCAAGGCCAAGUUGGAAGAAAUUGGUGCCGUUAUGGAAAUUGUGUAA
Phaeodactylum tricornutum CCAP 1055/1 is the source of this 387-nucleotide messenger RNA. RefSeq lists its product with no specific name. Gene Ontology annotation, molecular function: structural constituent of ribosome. The record is from RefSeq and is a predicted model, not a curated record. The coding region runs from base 1 to 387 and encodes 128 amino acids. The transcript has a single exon. Gene Ontology annotation, cellular component: ribosome. Gene Ontology annotation, biological process: translation. NCBI's taxonomy places the organism in Eukaryota, Bacillariophyta, Bacillariophyceae, Surirellales, Neidiaceae.